Lontra canadensis (Northern American river otter) is the source of this 1219-nucleotide messenger RNA. It is a transcript of the gene ECHDC1, whose product is annotated as ethylmalonyl-CoA decarboxylase 1. Gene Ontology annotation, cellular component: cytosol. Gene Ontology annotation, molecular function: enoyl-CoA hydratase activity. Bases 5 to 910 code for a protein of 301 amino acids. The transcript is spliced from 5 exons. The record is from RefSeq and is a predicted model, not a curated record. Lineage: Eukaryota; Metazoa; Chordata; Mammalia; Carnivora; Mustelidae. Gene Ontology annotation, biological process: fatty acid beta-oxidation.
AGAAAUGGCUGGAAAUCUUUUGAAGGCAUCACCUUUGACUGUAAGGAAAAAAUUACUGCAUCAAAUGGGAAUAUCACUUUAUAAUACAUCUCAUGGGUUCCAUGAGGAAGAAUUAAAAAAAAAACUUCAGCAGUUUCCUGGUGGAUCCGUUGACCUUCAGAAGGAAGACAGUGGCAUUGGCAUUCUUACUCUGAAUAAUCCAAGUAAAAUGAAUGCCUUCUCAGGUGUUAUGAUGCUACAACUUCUGGAAAGAGUGAUUGAAUUGGAAAAUUGGACAGAGGGGAAAGGUCUCAUUGUCCGUGGGGCAGGAAAUACUUUCUCCUCAGGAUCUGAUUUGAAUGCUGUGAAAGCAUUAGCGACUCCAGAGGAUGGACUGGCCUUAUGUAUGUUCAUGCAGAACACCUUAACAAGAUUGAUGAGACUCCCUUUAAUAAGUGUUGCGCUGAUUCAAGGUUGGGCAUUGGGUGGAGGAGCAGAAGUUACUACAGCAUGUGAUUUCAGAUUAAUGACUGCAGAGAGUGUGAUCAGAUUUGUCCACAAAGACCUGGGUGUAAUACCAAGCUGGGGCGGUGCUACCCGACUAGUUAAAAUCAUUGGUACUAGGCAGGCUCUCAAAGUGUUAAGCGGAGCUCUCAAAUUGGAUUCAAAAAAAGCUCUAGACAUAGGAAUGGCUGAAGAGGUCUUGCAGUCUACAGAUGAAACUGAAUGUCUAGGUGAGGCACGAGAAUGGCUAAAGCAGUUUACCAGAGGGUCACCAGAAGUAAUUAGAGCUUUGAAAAGAUGCGUUUCUUCAGGCAAAGAGCUUUGUUUCGAGGAGGCAUUACAGAUUGAAAAAGACCUAGUAGGAACAGUUUGGGGUGGACCUGCAAAUAAAGAGGCUAUUGCCAAGAAAGGAAAAUUUAAUAAAUAGUUUUUAAAAAUAAGAUGUACUACAAGUAAAACCCCAGUGAUUAACAUUUAUAGAAGUUAAAUACCAGAAUUACUUUGAAGGCUACACUAGUAUUUGAUUUGUUUUUAAUCAUUUAUUGAAUAGGUGAACUUAUUGACCUAGUUUCCAAUAUAUUUAGGUAAUUAUCAAGUAAUCUGAAACAUUUAGCUAAAAUAUCCCACACUUGGCUUAAAAGUUGUCAUCAAUUCCCACGCUAUUUCUUACCCUAUAACCAACCAAAGACCAGUUUUUUAAAAGGAAAAAACAUUUCCACAAAACCUACUCCUGGAU